Messenger RNA from Aspergillus pseudonomiae, 469 nucleotides. RefSeq lists its product as uncharacterized. The record is from RefSeq and is a predicted model, not a curated record. The transcript has a single exon. Bases 170 to 367 code for a protein of 65 amino acids. Lineage: Eukaryota; Fungi; Ascomycota; Eurotiomycetes; Eurotiales; Aspergillaceae.
CUUCAAUGAGUCUCUUUCCUGGGCCAGUCGAUUUAAUAAUGUUCGUGGCCCUCCUACAGCGGCCUGGGUUUCGACGUUUCGAAACAAUCGGCCCUCAGAGGUUGUCGGCGAUAACUGCGGAUCAUUCAAUUGGAGCUGCAAAGUGAGAUUCGAUGUUGGUAUACAAUGGAUGGUACGGUUUGCGGUGCCUGGUAGAGUAAUGAAUGGCGAUGAAAAGAUCUGUCAUGAGGCUGCCACGAUGCAAUUUAUCAAAGACAAGACGAAUAUCCCUGUACCGUCGAUCAUAGCAUGGGGACUCAGUGAUGAGAACCCGCUAGGUCUGGGAGCAUUCAUCAUUAUGGAGUUCAUUGAGGGAGGAGAUCGAUAAUAAGGAGGCGGAAUUCCAGGCACUUAAGGAAAGAGUGGAAAGAGAGGAGAUAGAGGAGGGAGGCUCUGACAUAUAGAUCGUGGCAUAUAUAGAGAACCAGCC